AUGUUUGAAUGUGUUACCUCAUUGAGUACUUCCUUCCUCCAUGAUGGGGGAAUAUUCCUGUCUCUCUACCAGCUGACCCUUCAGAAGCAGGCGUUGGAGAGGGAUACAGACGCUUUGAAAGAGAAAGUCAAAUGGACUGAGGGUGAACUGAAGAAGAGCCAGAAGAAAGAGGCCCAAACACAAACCAAACUAACGGAGUCACUGUGUGAGAGGGAGGGGCUGAAUGUAACACUGGAGCAGAACAGGAGGAGAGAGACAGGACUGGAGGAGGAGGUGAAGAAGCUGGCUGAGGAGCUGGCAGAGGCCGACAGAUGCAUCAAAGAACUAGAAGACCAGAAGACAGUCCAACCCACUGCUGCUCCAAUGGCUCCAGUCCCGUUUAGCCCUGCCGGACAGAGCUUUGCCCCGGUCUCACAACCACGACAUGGCCACACCACCCCACGCACACCCUCGGCUCAGACCAACAGACCUGCUAGAGCGGAACAAGCGAGGGAGGAGCGAGAGGAGAGAGCGAACGAGGGACAGAGAGCAAAGUACCCCACAGAGCGAGAGCCUGGCGAGGGCAUUGACUCGGAGCACAUCACUCCGUUUGGAUCCACAGACUCUGACAAAACAAAGAGGGCAGGAGAAAGGGGGAAAGGGGAGGAGAGGAAACAAGAGAAUGAGAGACAAGACGAGGUAGAGUCUGUAGUAGAUGGCUGCAUCCCUGGAAAGGAUGCUUCCACCAAGGACAAAAACUCACUCAGCACACAGAGCUCUCUUUCUGACACAGACCACAGUCCCCACCUCACCAGCUCCGCUGGCUCCGACACAGACUACGAGAGCGAGACCCUGUCCAGCCACUCCAAACCCCGAGCCCAGACCACCGGGGCUGAGGGAGACCUACAGAGGGAGAACAGAGAGCUGCGUUCAGAGCUGCAGGAUGUUAAGGAUGAGGCCAGGACCAGGCUCAAGCAGCUCAGCCGCAAACACGCCUCCCAGGCUGAGACCUCCAGAGAGAAGGAGAGGAGGGGGGAGUUAGAGGAGAGAGCAGAGACGGGAGGUUGAAGGAGGCACUGGCUGAACUUGAGAUAAA
This is a messenger RNA of Oncorhynchus keta (chum salmon), 1075 nucleotides long. RefSeq names its product protein starmaker-like. The transcript has 4 exons. The record is from RefSeq and is a predicted model, not a curated record. The coding region runs from base 1 to 1047 and encodes 348 amino acids. Lineage: Eukaryota; Metazoa; Chordata; Actinopteri; Salmoniformes; Salmonidae.